Musca vetustissima is the source of this 732-nucleotide messenger RNA. RefSeq lists its product as uncharacterized. Lineage: Eukaryota; Metazoa; Arthropoda; Insecta; Diptera; Muscidae. The transcript is spliced from 2 exons. The record is from RefSeq and is a predicted model, not a curated record. The coding region runs from base 1 to 732 and encodes 243 amino acids.
AUGCGUGCUUUCAUUGUUUUAUGCUUGGUUUCGGUCGCCUGUGCCGACAAAUUGGGUUACAACUACAAACCAGUUGAUCACUCCAGCACAGGAUUGUCAUUUAAACCUGGCACUGUUGCUACUGGAACUAUCCAGACUCCAUUCGUUUCCUAUGUUUCCCCAAGCAAAUAUUCGCCUCCUUCAGUCUCUGGCCCUGUCACCAGGUCCGGCGGCGUUGCCCCAUUCACCGCCCCCGUUGAAUACGAAAAAGAAUUCUUCUCAUUCUCCGCCCCUGAAGGUGAAUUCAAUGACGCGGAGGCUGCUCAACGUAUUGCUGGUUCUCUAAAGAAAGGUCUCCGCGUUAUUUUCAUUAAGGGUCCCGAAAAUAAUGGCCUGGAGAAUGUUGCUCUUGCCUUGGCCAAACAAGCUGCCGAACAAAAGACCGCCAUCUAUGUCCUCAACAAACAAACUGAUUUGGGUGAAUUGGCCAAUAAACUUAAUGCCGUCAGCAAGAACAACAACAACAAACCCGAAGUUCACUUUGUCAAAUAUCGCACUCCUGAAGAUGCUGCCAACGCCCAAAGAGCUAUCCAAAGUCAAUACGAUUUGUUGGGUGGAAAAUCUCUUAAUGUCAAUGGUGGUGUUGCUCCCGUUAUUAACUUUGCUUCUAAAGCUACAGUUCGUGCUGGUCCUGAACCACAAGUUCCCCAAAAUAAGUACUUGCCUUCAUCUUUGUUCCGUUUCCGUGCUUAA